Ricinus communis (castor bean) is the source of this 2064-nucleotide messenger RNA. Its product is annotated as 4-hydroxybenzoate polyprenyltransferase, mitochondrial. Gene Ontology annotation, molecular function: prenyltransferase activity. The record is from RefSeq and is a predicted model, not a curated record. Gene Ontology annotation, biological process: ubiquinone biosynthetic process. The transcript has 9 exons. The coding region runs from base 805 to 1632 and encodes 275 amino acids. Lineage: Eukaryota; Viridiplantae; Streptophyta; Magnoliopsida; Malpighiales; Euphorbiaceae. Gene Ontology annotation, cellular component: mitochondrial inner membrane.
AUGUUAUGGCAAAUAAUAUGCUUACAGGAUCGAGGUUAUCGCUUUGUUUUAAAACCUAAAAAUUGAAAAAAGAAAAAUUUCUUGAUUCAAGGUUCUUAAUUUUGGCUCUUGUUUUAAGAAGAAAAAAAUUGAAAAACAAGAGAAUAACUUAUGGUAUGUGGUUAAUUCGUUCUCAUUUAAAGUAUGUUUGCUCAGAACCAGAUGAUUUAGGCUCUGUGCUUUGUUAAAAAUUCAAUGAGAAAGAAAGGAGCUUUAGUGAAUUUUUAUGCUUACAUGGCUAAUGCAUGAUUGUGGUGUCUGGGUUAGUGUGAUAUCAAAAACUUAUAAUAAUAAUAUAAUAAUGUAUUCUUGUUCAAAAAUAUAUUUUGUAAUAAUAUUAUGUGAUUGAAAAAUGUGUGGCAUUUAGUUCAUUUUCUUAGGAUAAUAUCAUUUAAGGGAAUGAUAUGGUGGAUUUGUCUAAGAGUUUUAAGAUGAACCUGCUGCAAACAGCAUUCAUCGUCCAAUGGCCCCCGAAAAUUCAAUUGUACUUUUACAGCAGUAAAGUCAUUAACCUCCAUUUGAGAUAAGGAUGAAGGAAGAUCAUAUUCACUUCCUGCUGAGGUUAUAUAUAUUGGACCUAUUCAUUUUUUGGUUCUAGUUAAUUAAACUCGAAGGAGCUGUAGAACGUACUUUAUGUAGCUAUGUGUAAAAUCUUUAAGAGUUAAACUAAUUCAUAAUUUCUUGUGCUUUCCAUGUAAAUCAUUUUGUAACAUCAUCAGAUAUGAUCACGUUUACUUUUCAUUGUCACAUUAGGCUGUCUUUUUUAUGUUCUGUGCAAAAGCUACUGAGAAGUUGAAUGACAAGAUAAACUUGUCAAUUUCAUUGGCAGCAUCUCCAGGACAUCUUCCUGAUUUUAAGAUGAUGGUUUUAUUUGGUUGUGGGGCUUUGCUUCUAAGGGGUGCUGGAUGUACGGUAAAUGAUCUCCUUGAUAGAGAUAUUGAUACCAAGGUAGAACGUACAAAAUUGAGACCAGUUGCAAGUGGUCUUUUGUCACCAUUUCAAGGGCUUAGCUUUCUUGGGUUUCAAUUGCUGUUGGGUCUUGGGAUUCUCCUUCAGCUGAACAAUUAUAGCCGCAUUUUGGGAGCUUCAUCUUUGUUUCUAGUCUUCUCCUAUCCCCUCAUGAAGAGAUUAACAUUUUGGCCGCAAGCAUAUCUAGGUUUAACAUUUAACUGGGGAGCUUUAUUAGGGUGGUCUGCUAUUAAAGGGAGUUUAGAUCCAGCUGUUGUGUUGCCGCUGUACAUGAGUGGAGUAUUUUGGACCCUUGUGUAUGACACAAUCUAUGCACAUCAGGAUAAGGAGGAUGAUCUAAAAGUGGGUGUUAAAUCAACUGCCCUGAGAUUUGGAGAUUCAACAAAGGAAUGGAUCACUGGGUUUGGAAUUGCAUGCAUCGGCAGUCUUGCCCUUAGCGGAGUCAAUGCUAAUAUUGGGUGGCCGUUUUAUGCAUUUUUGACAGCUGGUUCUGGACAUUUAGCUUGGCAAAUAUGGACAGUUGACUUGUCAUGCCGGUCGGAUUGCAACAAAAAAUUUGUGUCAAAUAAAUGGUUUGGUGCUAUUAUUUUCAGCGGAAUUUUGCUUGGCAGAUACUGGUCAUAAGAGGUCUGGAAGGAGAACAGGUUCAAUAGAAUUCAAUUCUAUUAUGUUUGUAACACAGUUGAUGAGAUGUACUCUUCUAUUUUAUGUGAAAGCGCCACAUAUCAACAUCCAAAGCUUGAGUUCUGAAUGGCUUAUGCAGUGUUUUUGAACCAACUUCCAUCAUUUUUUUUGAAAGCAGCCAACAGAAGAAGAAAAAGAAAACCUGUGAACUAACUGGCCCUGAUUAGUGCUCUGGUUCACCACACUUACUUUGAUUCAUGGGCACAUAGUAUGUAGAACGAAUGAUGCAUGCUUUCGUUUUCCUCUUUUUGAAGGGCAUGUUAUAGUCGACUAAAUUAUAUAUAUAUACACACUUUAUUUUGAUGUAUAAUUGAUUUAUUGUCAUGCAAUAAUAAUAUUGUGGUUCAAUCAUGGAUUAAUCCUAUUAUAAUA